GAGAUUCCAGUAUACGGUUUUUAAAUGAAAAUGAAUCUGUUUGAGGGCGAGAUUAAAAAGAAGCCUGUGCAAUCAUUAAGAGGGGCUAGUAAAAAUCUUGUCAAAGAAAACUUAAUUAAUAAGGUUUACGCUGAAAGGAAGCAACGUGAAUUAUUGCGAUUGAAAAAUAUUAGUGCUGUGAAAAUUCAAGCUAUUUAUAGAGGUUAUAAUUCAAGGAAAAAUCAGAAAUUACACCACAGGAAUACUUAUGAUGAACUUUUUAAAGAUUUAAACAAUACACCAUUAAAUAGUAGUGAGUUGUAUAAAAGAUUUUACAAUUGCGCAAUUCACAUUAUUUUCUUUUUUGAUAAAUCUUUGGAUAUUGAUAGAUUGCUCAAUUUGGGUAAAUCCUAUCUGAACAUAAUUACUGCAAAAGAAUUUGAUGGAUCUUUAAACUUUAGAAUUAUAUUUCAGGGUGAAAUACAUCUGAUUGGGAAAUUUUAUUCCUUAUUUUUAAAUGCAAUAGAUAUUGGGAGAUAUCAAAUACCAUUCAGAAUUUUUGAAGUAACCAAUUCUAUGAAGAAAGGCUUUGAAUUUCAUGAUAAGAUAAUUUUAUACAAGUAUAUGGUCACAAAAAACUAUUUUUCCAUCCUGUUGAAUUUCUUGGUCAAUAGAUGCCCACCCACUAUUCAUUCACCCAGUGAUGCCAUUUUACUUCCUCUGGAAAUUGAAUCUACAUUGUAUCUAAUGUUUUAUCCAAUAUAUCUCAUGGAUGAUAAUGUGCAGGACAAAAUUAUUUUGAAUUCAUCUCCCCCACAUCAAAAAGACCGUAAUACCGUGUGGCGAUACUUUUGCUCGCAGGUCUUGAGUUCCCCUUUGUGCUACGUAAUGGGAAAAACGUACCAUUUGAUCUUUUCCCAUCUUUUGGCGCCUAAAAAUGUGUUCCCCAUUCGAUCAUUUUUGAUUCAUCUUUACUCCGAUACCACCUUUGCAAUGGCGCGAAAUGCCGAACACGAUUAUAUCAUCGAUGGGGGUGGAAUAUACUUCCUAAAUAGUUAUUGUCGGAUAGCCUAUCACUGCUUAGUAGGGGGAUCCGAUUUUCAUCGAAAUCUUGUAUGCCAAAGAAAUUCUACCGAUAUUAAUGGUAGCACGACUGUCAAUCACGAAUUAACAUGUAUGCACUUCGCCAUUCUUAGCCGAUUAUUGGAUAAUUCAUUGUUUUCCUCCAAGCAAGGCGUAUUUUUGCAGGACGAGAAAUCCGGGGAGAAUGUUGGGACGAACGCGGAAACUAAAACGAAGUACAUGAAUAAUGCUUAUAUCUAUCACAAUAUAGAUAUCGCGGUGGAUAAAGGGCUUUUAUCGCCCCUGGUGGAAGAAUUCGAUGUGUCGGAUAAAUCGGAUAACGAAGAUGAAGACAUGGAACCCAGUACAUCGACCGAAACCAACGCCGAAAAUCUAAUUCUCUUAAAGCCCAAUAACGACUUAUCCCCCAAUAAAAACGACAUAAACGUAAUCGUAAAGCCUGCCACCCUGUUACAGGACUUGAAAUGCUUACUGAAUAGCGAUCUCAACGUCGAAAUGACUAACACCUUUUUGUCCUACCUUUGCGAACGCAUAACUACCAAAAAUUCUUCGCCCCAUUCUGAUAAAUCAGGCAUCGAGGACACGGCGAAAUCCACCCAGAUUUCAAGCAUGGAGAACAUCGUGACGGUAGCUUACACGGCCCUGAUGCUGAUAAAUUAUCGUUGCCAGGAAGAGGACAGUAAAAGCGACAGGAAAGACUCCACUGUAAACAUAAAGGAAGGCGCCCUCCUACUCAAACUGGCUUACAAUUACUCGUUUCUUGCCGUGCUAUGGGGCUUCGGUAUCAAACCUGCCCUUGAAACCAAUAGUUUUGGUCGAUCGGGAAAAUCGCUAUACGAGCUAUUUCAGACACCUUACUUGGACAAUCACCUAACCUCGCCCUCCUCUGUAUGUUCUGACCCUAAAGGGUUCCUCAUAGAUUUCACCAGGAACGUCGAAGUGUAUUGCCAUCUAUUGAGUCUGACUCUUAGCACUAUACGCGACGGGGAACUUAGAAACAUUUGCAGGCUUAGACGUAGUGAGAGAGAAGAUGGGAAUUCUAGGUUGCCAGAGUAUUAUAGAAAACAAGUCCUCCUGAACGUCUUGGACACCAUCAAGUUGUUCAAACGUUUUACUUUAUACAUUCUCGAUUACCUGAUUCCUCUCAACGUUACCUUAUUGGUCAAGAAAAACUGCGCUACUUUUUAUACGUCCCGUUAUAUCUGGGUGAAAAUUUUUAAGAUUUGCACAUCCCUCCUGAGAAAACUCUAUUUACGGAAUUCCAGGUUAGAAUUUACGGAUCCUAAGAUAUGGUUGAUCGAAAAUUACGUCAUUUCCGAUCAAAUUAAUCAGACUAACGUCGAAAAUUUUAACAAACUUUUCAACGUCGACGCCAAAGACCCUCUUACCGUUUACGAAAAGGGUGCCAAAAUGGCUUUCAAAAAAGAUGAUAAUUUUUGGUCCCCGACAAAAUAUCAAAUCCUGAUCCAGGACCCCAGACUCCUCAAGUCCGUGACCAUUUUGAAUUACGCACCAUUCACUAUUCCGUUCGAACAGAGGGCUAGCUUCUUUCGGAAUUGGUAUUCGGACUACGAGAAAGCCUGUAUUUACCAGCGGGCCAACGCUAGGAGGCAUCUCUUCUCCGAUUUCGACUCCGCUGGCAGUUGGACCGUUGAUGUCAAGAUCAGAAGAACUCACCUCUACGAAGAUAGUUACGAGAAGCUAUCACCUAUCAAUGAACCCAAUCUUAAACUCAAGAUGAGGGUCAAGAUGGUAAAUAGCGCGGGACUAGAAGAAGCGGGGAUAGAUGGGGGUGGAGUUUUUAGGGAAUAUCUCGGGCAGCUCCUUAUAACGGCAUUCGACGCCAACAGGGGCCUUUUCAAGCACACGUUUGUCUCCGAUAACGAAGAUAGCGUCAGGAGCGACAUUGAAAACCCUAUGGAUACAACUGAGAUUUCGAAUAUUCGCCACGAGGCCACACCGAAAGAAUCCAAUAAUAAUCUCGUUCAAAAGGCCAAUACGAAAUACACCAGCGAUAUCAACGAGGGCAAUUUUGGCGCGGAUAAUUUGGCCAUAUACCCCAACCCCGAUGUGUACAGCUUGGUAUUUUACGACGAAGAUAUGGCCCGAAAUAGGAAAGAAAUUUUGAGGCAUUACUAUUUCCUAGGCCGGAUGCUGGGGAAAGCCCUUUACGAAAACUUGUUGGUCGAACUACCCCUGGCCCAUUUUUUCCUUUCCAAAAUUCUCGACUCCUUCAAAAAUUUACGUCACACCUCGUUAGAUAAGAAAGCCAAUUACUCCGAUUCAACCACUUGUUACAGAAACACGGACCUCAACGAUUUGAGAUCCAUAGAACCGGUGCUUUACAAGAAUUUAAUGUACUUAGCUCGGUACCCAAAGCCGGACGAGAUCGAAAGUGUAUUCCUGCUGGAUUUCUCCGUUCUAGAAGAUAGGUUCGGUAAAAUAGAAAAGAUCGAUUUGAUACCCGGUGGCUCUAACGUUAUAGUGAACGGUUCUAAUAGAAUGCAAUUCGUUUACCUUUUGGGCGAUUACAAAUUGAAUAAACAGUUGGAUUCUGCCUGCAACGCUUUUGCCAACGGACUUUCGGACGUAAUAGAUCCCGCUUGGCUUGGAAUUUUUACCCCCUCAGAACUCAACAUUUUAAUUGGGGGUCGGCCCGGCCCUAUCGACGUCGCCGAUUGGAAGCGACACACCGUUUAUUCGGGUGGAUACAACGAAAAUGACCCGUCUAUCAAAUUAUUUUGGGAUAUAGCCGAAUUCGAGUUAGGUCAUGACCAAUUAUCGAAAUUGUUAAAAUUUGUGACUAGCAGUUCUAGACCUCCCUUAAUGGGUUUCAGGGAACUCAACCCACCUUUUAACAUUCAAAAAACUUCCUCAUCCAAUUCAGCAAAUAUUACGCCUCUCAAUAACGCCAAUCAAUCGCAUCCAUCCAUCAGUCAAGUAGAAAAUAUUCAACCCAGUUCUAACACUCUCCCGACCGCCUCCACCUGUUUGCAUUUGUUGAAAUUGCCACCAUCUGAUAGCAAGAGCACAAUGCGCCGAAAAAUAUUAUACGCUAUUAAUAGUAUGUCCGGAUUCGAAUUGAGUUGAUAUAAAGCUAUUAGCACUAGAUACCGAAAUAAAGGAGGAAAUAAAAUUCGAUGAAUUUUUUAAAAGUUUUAUAAGAAGUGGAAUAAAUGAAAAUGUGUAGCAAAUUAUAUAAUGUAACGAAUUA
This is a messenger RNA of Gordionus sp. m RMFG-2023, 4276 nucleotides long. Its product is annotated as ubiquitin-protein ligase E3C-like. The record is from RefSeq and is a predicted model, not a curated record. The coding region runs from base 25 to 4152 and encodes 1375 amino acids. Gene Ontology annotation, biological process: protein polyubiquitination; ubiquitin-dependent protein catabolic process. Lineage: Eukaryota; Metazoa; Nematomorpha; Gordioida; Chordodea; Parachordodidae. The transcript is spliced from 21 exons. Gene Ontology annotation, molecular function: protein binding; ubiquitin protein ligase activity.